AAUAUCUAAAUAGUUCAUCCCCACUAUCCUAUUUCUCUUGACAUGCAGCCUAUCCACAUCAGCAGGACUGCCACAUCAGCGUUUAUUUAGAGACUUACAAGCGGGACCCAGCACAGUAAAAAACAGACAUGUUGGCUUCAGUUACCGCUGUUAGGUCCCAGGACAGAGCCUCCGCACGGACUAAUCCAGCCCAACCCAUCUCCCCCGCUUUCCCCCCUGACUAAAUUCUGGCGGGCCACCCGCCCAGGACCUAGGAUGGUCUCACAAGCAGGAUCGGUGGGCCGGCCACCUCAGCAAACUAAAAUUCGCAACUAAUAUAUUUUAUUUCCGCUGAGGCGUUAUCGGCUCGAGGACACGCACGCUGGCUCCGUUCAUCUCCUCCAUUAUUUCCCCCUCUUCCUCUCCUAGCUCCACUCAUCUAAUGUAAACAAAUCCUCGCAUUGAUUCUUUCAGUGGUUCGGUUCGUCUCCCCUCAAUCAAUAAAAUCUCUGCCUCAACUAUAACAAGUCACCGACAAAGAUGACGGAACUGCCGUUCCAUAUCGCGCCGCCGCCAGCCAAACCUUCGCGGGCCAUCUCCACCGGAGAACGGCGUGAUGCUGACCCGGAGUCCAGUGAUUGACACCGUCGCACGGCCGAACUGUACCGGAGGACCAGCUGAGCUGCACCAGAUCACACCCCAGUAGAGAACUGCGCUGCAACAUCCGCUCCCUCGUGCGCAUCAUGCCACGGAUCCAGCGGCCGGGGACGCGAUGCUACGUCGGGGUGCUCGCCGAUCGGGCCGGCGGCUGCAUCGCGGAUGGAUCGGCUGACCUCGCCGGCGUCAAGGUGUGGGCACGGGCCCAAGACUCACGCCCCGGCAUCGAAUCUGGCACCCAACGAGGCACACUUCCCAACGCUGACAUCCUCCUCCAACAUCACUUCGGCCAGAGGAAGCUUUGUUCAUCUCCAGCCGUCCCCAUUGCAUCAAGUCCGAGCAUAUUCAAGUUCAUUUUCAGGUAUGUUGUUCCCUGGUACGUAGUACUAUUCCACUGAACGGCAUGGGAUCGAUCUAACACCCGAGUGAUACAAUAUUUUGAUUGAGAUUUGUGUUCUUCCCCUACUGCAAGGUUUUAUUCAUCUACUUGCAUAGAUGAAACAAAAUAUGAAGUGACUCUUAUGAACAUACUUGAAUUCUCUCUGGGACUGAAGAUAACUGUACAUGCUUGCCUUGAGUUACUUUGAUGUCCUAUUGAAGUGGAGAAUGCAGUUUCUUUUGGAUACGUCUCAUCCUGGAUGUGUUUGUUUAGCCAGCAUACUCCCUGGAUAUACUAAUGUGAUGACAAAUAAGGGUGCUGAUGUGUUUCUGCUUUGUAGGCAGGUGCUACGAUUUUUUAAUCUAUACUAGAAUCGGAACUGAUGUUCAGUGUUCAACCAUGCAUGUGUACUUACGAUAAAACAAUCUUCUCUAAAUUAAGCACAUGGACAUUAUCUGUUCAAACCUAAAGCUUCACUUGAUAAAUGUAAGCGUCUAAUUAAAUAGUGGCUUGCCAAUUAUUCAAUCAAAAUGUUGAAUUUAGAUCUUAGUAAUGAAUAGCCCUUUUCUUUAGUUUGAAUAUCAUUAUUUGAUUGUUCUGAUGUAAAUUACAACUUGAGCCUAAAUGUAUAUAUGUCCUUGCUGAGAGGAUCAAACGAAACCUGUUUUGAUUGUCCUUCUGUUUUAUUGUUCUAUGUUUGUUUGCAUCCUCUUAAACAUAAUGCAAUAAAAAUAGAGUUUGUGUGUUGUCA
Triticum dicoccoides is the source of this 1766-nucleotide messenger RNA. RefSeq lists its product as uncharacterized. Bases 723 to 1034 code for a protein of 103 amino acids. Lineage: Eukaryota; Viridiplantae; Streptophyta; Magnoliopsida; Poales; Poaceae. The transcript is spliced from 3 exons. The record is from RefSeq and is a predicted model, not a curated record.